This is a messenger RNA of Lactuca virosa, 3272 nucleotides long. NCBI's taxonomy places the organism in Eukaryota, Viridiplantae, Streptophyta, Magnoliopsida, Asterales, Asteraceae. The record is from the annotation of a GenBank genome assembly.
CCCAGAGUUUUCAACUCUAUCCUGUUAACCCCACCCCAACCCCCACUCAACACCACCGAACGCAAAUCACCAAAUUCCAACACUCCGAUCUGUUAAUCUCCGCCGCCGAUGGCUUCAACGUUGGCUCAAAGAGCUGAACUCGCUAAGUUUUGUACUUCUCGUGACUGGUCCAAGGCUAUUCGCGUUCUCGAUUCUCUCCUUUCUCAAUCAUGCGUUAUUCAGGAUAUUUGUAACCGUGCGUACUGUUAUAGUCAAUUGGAGCUUCACAAACAUGUGAUUAAGGACUGUGAUAAGGCACUUAAGCUUGAUCCCACUCUUCUUCACGCUUAUAUCCUCAAAGGCCAUGCAUAUUCUGCAUUGGGAAGAAAAGAUGAUGCUGUAAUGGUGUGGGAACAAGGUUAUGAACAUGCUAUUCAUCAGUCUGCAGAUUUAAAGCAACUGCUUGAGCUGGAAGAGCUUUUGACAGCUGCAAAACAGAGUAUGGCUGAUGCUAAACAGUUAUCUGAAUGGUCUGUAUCAAAACCUGAGCCUAACAAUUCAGUCAGAACAAGUGAAACUUCUAAUAAUCAUACCAUGUCAAGUAUUGGUUAUGAACCUAUUGGUGAUUCAAGGGAGAUAGAAAGCAAGCAAAAUCAUGUCAGCUCCAAUGGAAAUCAUGAAAAGCAACAAAAUGGGACCUACACCAUAUCUGUUGACUUUGGUGCAAGAUCUAGUUCAAGUGACACUCGCAAAAAAUCUGAUCUGAGCACUAAAAUUUCAUUAGUUCCUAGUAAAUCGAGUGAUAAUGAUAAAUCUGACAUGAACAGUGAACAAAGUAAUGAUGCUAAGGGGAAUAAAAAGUUCUCUGUUACUAGAAUCUCAAAGGCCAAGUCAAUAAAUGUCGAUUUCCGCCUGUCACGUGGAAUUGCUCAGGUGAAUGAAGGGCAGUAUGCUCGUGCCAUAUCCAUCUUUGAUCAGAUAUUGAGAGAAGAUCCUACGUACCCUGAAGCACUAAUAGGAAGGGGAACAGCCUAUGCAUUUAAAAGAGAACUUGAUUCAGCUAUUGCUGAUUUUACAAAGGCAAUACAAUCAAAUCCAUCAGCUGGUGAGGCAUGGAAAAGGAGAGGGCAGGCUCGAGCUGCUUUAGGGGAAUCUGCUGAGGCGAUUGCAGAUUUGACCAAGUCCUUAGAAUUUGAGCCUGACUCAGCUGAUAUAUUGCAUGAAAGGGGAAUUGUCAACUUUAAGCUGAAGGAUUACUAUGCAGCCACUGAGGACCUGUCUGCAUGUGUAAAGCUUGAUAAAGAUAACAAAUCUGCUUACACAUACUUGGGUAUGGCAUUGUCAUCAGUUGGUGAACACAAAAAGGCUGAGGAAGCACACAUGAAAGCAAUUCAAAUUGAUCAAAAGUUUCUUGAGGCAUGGGGUCAUUUAGCCCAGCUUUAUCAAGACUUGGCAAAUUCAAAAAAAGCUUUGGAUUGCCUUCAACAUGUCUUGCAAAUUGAUGCAAGGUUUGCUAAAGGAUAUCACUUGCGUGGGCUUCUACUUCAUGCUAUGGGAGAUCACAGAAAUGCUAUCAAAGACUUAUCAAUUGGGCUUACCAUUGAGAGCUCAAACAUAGAGUGUCUCUAUCUACGGGCUUCUUGUCACCAUGCUAUUGGAGAAUACAAAGAAGCUGUAAAAGAUUAUGAUGCUGCUCUGGAUCUAGAGCUAGAUUCAAUGGACAAAUUUGUCCUUCAAUGCCUAGCCUUCUAUCAGAAAGAAAUUGCUUUAUAUACUUCUGCGAAAAUCAAUAGCGAAUUUUGCUGGUUUGAUAUAGAUGGCGACAUUGACCCUUUAUUUAAGGAAUACUGGUGCAAAAGAUUACACCCGAAAAACGUAUGUGAAAAAGUUUACAGACAACCCCCUUUAAGAAAAGCAAAGUUGAAAAAACAAGACUUUAAUUUUAAUAAACCAAAAAUCGCACUUCUCCUUGCUGCUGAUCGAAUUGGCAAAACAAUCCAGUAUAAUUGCCCAGGCUUCUUGCCUAAUAAACGCCAGCAUCGCAUGGCUGGCUUAGCUGCAAUUGAGAUUGCACAAAAGGUGUCUAAGGUUUGGCGUUCAUUGCAAUCUGAAUGGAGGUUUUCUACUAAUAAUAAAUCCAAAAAUGGAAAACGACCAAGAAGAAAAGAGAAAAUCAUUAUUCCUUGUAGCACUAAUAAUAAUUCAGAAGCAUCAACUUCAACUGCUUUGGAAGAAAAGUCAACAGGUCAAUCUGUUUUCUCAUGGCUUCAUCUUUAUUCAAUAGCUGUUAAAUGGAGACAAAUAUCUGAACCCUGUGACCCCGUUGUGUGGGUUAAUAAAUUAAGUGAGGAGUUUAAUUCUGGAUUUGGGUCCCACACGCCUCUUAUUCUCGGGCAAGCUAAAGUGACUCGCUACUAUCCACAUUUUCAAAGAACAUUAGAUGUUGCAAAGGCAAUCAUGAAGGAAAACGGGCAUGUGUUUAGCAAGGCAGAUGUCGCGAUUGAUUUAACAAAAAAUGGGAAGUUAAAAGAAAUUUUGAAAGCUGAGUCAUGCUCUGAUCUGUAUGAAGCUGUUGGUGAGGAUUUCUGGUUGGCUACUUGGUGUAACAGUACAGCUUUUGAGGGGAAACGACUUGAAGGAACGAGGAUCACUCUAGUUAAAAUGGGGGAAUGCGGAUUUGACUUUGCAAUACGAACACCAUGUACACCUGCUAGAUGGGAAGAUUUUGAUGCAGAAAUGACAGCAGCUUGGGAAGUAUUGUGUAACGUGUAUUGUGGUGAGACAUACGGGUCAAAUGACUUUGGUACCCUCGAAAAUGUGAGAGAAGCAAUCCUAAGGAUGACUUAUUACUGGUACAACUUCAUGCCACUUUCAAGAGGGUCUGCUGUUGUGGGUUUUACAGUGAUGCUUGGGUUGCUUCUGGCUGCUAACAUGGAGUUCACAGGGAACAUUCCGGAAGGUGUUCAAGUGGAUUGGGAUGCCAUUAUGAGUUUGAGCCCUAAUUCUUUCAUGGAAUUUGUAAAGAUCUGGUUGUAUCCAUCUUUCAAGCACUUAGCUCAUAUUCCACCUGAAAAAGGUGAUUAAUUGAUCCAAGAUAUGCGCAAGUGUUGGUGGUUAAGUUUGUAUUACUUUGUUUGUAGUUGUUGUAUGAUGUAUCCAUGUAUUUUAGGAAUGAAAAUUUUCUCUUCGGUUUACUCCAUUCGUAGGCUUCGUUGUUUUUUUUUGGGUGUAUACAAAUUAGUUUUUAGGAUCAACAUGUGUGAAAAUUUUAUGGUGCUUGUGUUCUUUUUAUC